CUGAUCUGCAUCGUUCCAAUCCUGUAUAUACAGCAAAAGAUACGAAGUCAAUGUUCGGGGGAUGGAGAUGGAAAUCUUCUACCAGAUUCGACAACGAUACUACGAGCCUAAUUGUCUCAAAUUACGGGAAUUGCACCAAUGUCACUUUUAAAACUACUGUGUGGUUGCUGAAACUAUUUGCUUAAACCUGCUAUCCUACCUUUUCCGCACUUUUGGUGGAACCGUCGCCCAUGGAUUUCUUGAAACACUGUUUUAUCGUGCUCUCACUCACCUUCUGCACUCUUUCAUCGAUACUUGAAGCAAACGAUGCAAACUUCCAGAAUAUUUCACACCAAAAGGACGCAUAUACUUUGGUCUACUUCUAUGCCGAACAGUGCAGGCACUGCAACGCUCUAGAUCCGAUUUACACCGGGCUUGCUGACUUAUUUACCUAUGGUGACUCCAAAGUCCAGGUCACCAAAGUCGACGGAAGACAAAACGAAGCACUUCGACGAAAAUUUGAUGUUAUUUCGUUCCCCACUAUUAAACUUUUUGAACCUGGUGGGAGAGAAAUCGCGGCCUAUACUGGGGUCAGGAGGUUGUGGAAUAUGGCGCAGUGGUUGACUUCUGUGACUGGAGUUCAAGCCAUAUGGCCUCAAAGCAAUGUCGUCAAGUUGAAUGAUUUAAAUUUUGACCGGAUUGCCAGCCAAGGCAAGAGCCUUAUUGUGGUUUUCAUGGCUCCGUGGUUUGAUGCGGACUGGGGCAUGCCGUAUCACUUUUUCGAAACGGCCGCCAGGGAAUCUGAGGAUGAACAUUUGGUGUUUGCCACGGUUGAUACCUCUUCUGCUGAGGCAGCAGCGAUUAUGACAAGGUACCGCAUCACCAGGCCAUUGACAAUAUUGUAUUUUUUGUCCGGCGAAACCACUGCUAUUGACUCUAGCUUCCAAUUGGUCGAACCUGACUUGCUUGAGGUGGAGGAUAUCAAAGCGCUUACAUCAGGGCGCAUUAUUGGAAGAAAGGUCACGAUAGAAGAGAUAUUUUUUGAAGGUGAAUUGUAUUUUUAUGACGAUAGCGGUUUGGAUGACGAUCUGGACGAGGAGUUCAAGAGGAUGAGAGAACUUUAAGUCACUGCCGAAGAUACUGUAUAGGCCAAUACAUUAGAAAUGGGCGCCAAUAGAUAAAUCAACAGAGACCACUGUUCCCAAAUGUUAUAUAUCAAUAUCAUCGCAGGGAUAUCGUAAUAUAAUAAAUUGAAAAUAAC
Molecule: messenger RNA, 1240 nt
Organism: Babjeviella inositovora NRRL Y-12698
Lineage: Eukaryota; Fungi; Ascomycota; Pichiomycetes; Serinales
Exons: 1
Coding region: 231-1103 (290 amino acids)
Biological process (GO): protein folding
Cellular component (GO): endoplasmic reticulum
Molecular function (GO): protein disulfide isomerase activity
Source: RefSeq, a predicted model, not a curated record